Carassius carassius (crucian carp) is the source of this 5485-nucleotide messenger RNA. RefSeq names its product homeobox protein cut-like 1. Gene Ontology annotation, biological process: regulation of DNA-templated transcription. The record is from RefSeq and is a predicted model, not a curated record. The transcript has 25 exons. Bases 61 to 4515 code for a protein of 1484 amino acids. NCBI's taxonomy places the organism in Eukaryota, Metazoa, Chordata, Actinopteri, Cypriniformes, Cyprinidae. Gene Ontology annotation, molecular function: DNA-binding transcription factor activity, RNA polymerase II-specific; DNA binding.
ACUCCAGCCCCUCUCGCGCUCUCUCUAUCAGCCUUUCAUUCCGUCUCAAUAUGUCUCAAGAUGGCGGCCAAUGCGGGAUCGAUGUUUCAAUAUUGGAAACGCUUUGAUUUGAAGCAGCUCCAGAAAGAACUGGAUGCCACCGCCGCAGCCCUAGCCAACAGACAGGAUGAAAGUGAGCAGUCCAGGAAAAAACUCAUCGACCAAAGCCGCGAGUUCAAGAAGAACACUCCAGAGGAUUUGCGUAAACAGAUAGCUCCUUUGCUGAAGGGCUUCCAAGCAGAGAUCGACGCCUUGAGUAAAAGAAGUAAAGAAUCAGAGGCUGCUUUCCUCAGCGUGUACAAGAGAUUAAUCGAUGUCCCAGAUCCAGUCUCGGCUCUGGAGGCAGGUCAGCAACUCCAGGUGACUGUUCGGAAGAUGCACGACUUGGAGACAGAAAACCAGAGGCUCAAAGAUACACUACAAGAGUACGAACGAGAAAUUGCAGAGGUUAAAAACCAAGAAGUCACUAUUAAAGCACUUAAAGAGAAGCUGGAGCAGUAUGAGCAUUCUCUGCAGGCCAAGAACACAGAGGACGCUCCCGAUCAGAACCAGGACCCAUCAGGAAGAGAAGAGGGGGAAAGCAAAGGGGAAAACCUUCCUAACAACUAUGCAGACAAGGAGAGUCAGCCACAUCAGAGCCAGGACAGCAGGACAGAAGACUUGAACAUGAAAACGCAGUCCUUACAAACAGCACUUGAAGCAACUCAGGCAGAACUCCAUGAACUGAAGAUAAAAUACGAUGAAGAAUCCACAGCAAAGGCCAAUGAGAUUGAAGCGGUGAUGACAGAUUUGGAAAGAGCCAAUCAGAGGGCCGAGGCAGCAGAGAGGGAGGCUGUGAGCCUGAGGGAACAGCUCACUUCAGCUCAACCAUCCAAUCAGAUCCAGAAAGCACCAGAAAUGGACAAGACUCCGGAGGCGCUGUCUUGCAGCAAUUUAGAGGCAGAGCUUGGUGCGAAGGAGAGAGAGGUAGAGCGUUUGGCUGAGGAUGUUCAGAGACUUCAGGCCAGUCUGGCCCAGCUCAGCGAGACCUCCACCAAUCAGAUCAGCCAGCUCGAGCAGCAGCUGAGCUCCAAAGAGGCCCUAUUAAAGCAACUUGAAGAAAAGCUUCAAAAGCAGUCAGACUACGAGGAGAUCAAACGAGAACUCGGCAACCUGAAAUCAGUGGAGCACAACUCAUCAGAUCAUCACACUUCAGUACAGGACUCAUCCAAGCCAUUGGAGAUGUUGCUGACGGGGAAAGUCCAUAGCCAGCUGUCAGAGAGCGCUUUGAAACGACUGGCCAACAAUGACUUCAGCGGAUCAGUGCUGCGGAAAAGUAAAGAAACCACAGUGGAAAACCUUCAGCGUCUUCCUGCCACUCCAGUCCCUACCACACUCCAGGGGUCCCCUCCUCCCCCCUCCCCCCAGCUUUUGAUGAGGACGGGCACCGCUACCUCCGAAUCUGCUGCCAGUGCCAACGGUACCCACCCUUUCUCCCCCACGGGCAUCGGGCCAGACUUCUUUACCCCCGGCAUGGCCAGCGUGGGUGCCACGUUCCCCCCGUUGGCUGGCAAAAUGGCACUCAACUCUCUCCUUCAGAGGCAGCUCAUGCAAACCAUCUACACCAAAGCCCUCCACGACACUUCUCCAAGUUCUGUGCUCUUCGGGCCACCCCAUUACGCUACAACCAACUCUCUCUCCAGCCCCCUACCUCCGCAGUCAGCGGGCAGCCCGGAGGUUAACGGCCUGGCACCCUCUCCCAGCCAGUCGGAGGGUGCAGGCAGUACGUCAGAAGGGGAGGAAAUGGACACGGCUGAGAUCGCUCGACAGGUCAAGGAGCAGCUGAUCAAACACAACAUCGGCCAGCGUGUGUUCGGCCAUUAUGUGUUGGGUCUGUCCCAAGGCUCGGUUAGUGAGAUUCUGGCCCGGCCCAAACCCUGGAGCAAGUUGACUAUCCGUGGCAAAGAGCCCUUUCACAAGAUGAAGCACUUCCUGUCUGAUGAGCAGAACAUCCUGGCACUUAGGAGCAUCCAGGGCAGGCAGAGAGAGAACCCAGGCCAGAACCUGAACAGAGUGUUUCAGGAUGUUCCGAAGCGAAGAACCGGCUCGGAAGGCUCCACGCGGCCAGGUAACAUCACCACACGGAUCCGCACGCCUGAGACCGGCUCCGAUGAAGCCAUCAAGUCCAUCUUGGAACAGGCAAAGAGAGAGUUGCAAGUGCAGAAAGCAGACGGUGUGGGGGAGAGGCAUCGGCGAUCAGGUUACCACAGAGGGUCGGGCAGCUAUUUCCAAAUAUAUGCACACAGUCUAAGACUUGUUGAGAGUUCUCAGCCUCCGUCCUCCUCCAGCAGCUCCGACGAGAACAUUCGUUCCAUCCUUGAGCAGGCUCGGAGGGAGAUGGAGGCCCAGCAGGUGGCUCUGGAGCCUGUACUGAAGGCCAACUCUAUGGCCCCGACCGAUCUCUCGCUCCUGGGCUCCCCGCUCUCCACCCUCCCAUACACCCCUAUUGCUCAGUCUCUGAAGAAGCCCUCCACCUCUCCUCUCUUGGACUUCCACAGUGGAGUGAAGAAGGAGAUGGGUGAGGUGGCCGUCUCAGAUGUGGGGGUGGAUGGUGUGCCCAAGCUCGGACGUCUCUCUGAGAGUGGAGGAGGUUUAGGUGGGGGUUCUUGGAGGGAGCACUGGUGGAGCACAGGUCUCUCUGAGCGUCGCGGAACUGGGCAGCCCUCUGUUAGUGAAGAUGCACACAGCCAAGAGGAUAGCAAGGAGAAGCUCCCUCGGCUGGGCAGCACUGCGCCCGUGGCUCCUGCUUCCUCUCUGGAUUACUGGAAAGACUGGCCAAGCUCAGAGUCCCCAUACUCUCAGAGCUCAGAGCUGAGUCUGCAGAUGCCCAGCGGCAGCGAGACCCCUCAGAGCAGUCCACUGCCAUCCUCCUCGCCUUUACUGUCCCUCCCCAAAGUCGCCAAACCUGUGGUGCCCCCGCUUACACCUGAGCAGUACGAGUACUACAUGUACCAGGAAGUGGACACUGUCGAUCUCACACAGCAGGUCAAAGACAAACUAGCCAAGAAUGGCAUCUGCCAGCGAAUCUUUGGCGAGAAGGUGCUAGGCCUCUCUCAGGGGAGCGUGAGCGACAUGCUCUCUCGGCCAAAGCACUGGAGCAAGCUCACACAGAAAGGGAGAGAACCGUUUAUACGCAUGCAGUUAUGGCUGAACGGAGAGCUGGGCCAGGCACUGCUGCCAAUGCCUGGACAGACACAAGAGAUUACUCCGAAGACCUCAGCCAGCUGCAGUCCUGCCCCAGAAUCCCCUCUGAGUUCGGCUGAAGAGUCGGUUAAAAGCCAGCAGGAGGAGCAGAUGUGCCAAGCGUCCAUCCAGGAGCCCAGCGAAACUUCCGAGUCCCAGCCCGGCACACCUCUACCGUUACCUCUGCCGGGACACGCGGGUCUCAGCAUACAAGAGAUGGUAGCAAUGUCGCCCGAGUUGGACACCUACGCCAUCACUAAGAAAGUGAAAGAAGUUCUAACAGAUAACAACCUUGGCCAGCGUCUGUUUGGCGAGAGCAUCUUGGGUUUGACGCAGGGCUCCGUGUCUGAUCUGCUGGCCCGGCCCAAGCCCUGGCACAAGCUCAGCCUGAAGGGCCGAGAGCCGUUCGUACGCAUGCAGCUGUGGCUAAACGACCCGCGGAACGUGGAGAAGCUCAUGGACAUGAAGCGCAUGGAAAAGAAAGCCUACAUGAAGAGGCGCCACAGCUCCAUUGGUGAGAGUCAUUUGCUGGAGAGUGGUCUAUCAGGAAGUGACCUCACUCAGAGCGCCAGCCCCCAAAACCCCUCCCAGCAGCAGCAGCAGCAGCAACAACAGCAGCAUCAGCCCCAUCUGAAGAAACCCCGUGUGGUGCUGGCUCCAGAAGAGAAGGAAGCUCUGAAGAGAGCCUACCAGCAGAAGCCUUACCCCUCCCCUAAAACCAUUGAGGAGUUAGCGAGCCAGCUCAACCUCAAAACCAGCACAGUCAUCAACUGGUUCCACAACUACAGUCUCGUUCGUGGUUCCCACAGAUCCCGUAUCCGACGAGAGCUCUUUAUAGAAGAGAUUCAGGCGGCGGCCGGCGAAGGUGGGUCCCCCUCGGCGCGGCCCGGGAAGUCUGGGGGCGAAGGAGACAACAGCUGCGAUGGCACCGAGUCUGACAGCACUGCAGAGGGCCGACCGAGUGGCUCAGAGGAGCGCAGGGGCCUCCUGGAGAGCCCCAACCUCAGCCACAGAGACGAAGAGGGCGAGGCCGAGUUCCCCAGCGCCUCGGGCACCAGCAGGCCACGAGGAGGCAUCAUAGACAGCCUUUUCGGCAUCCCCGAGUCUGUAUCCACCGCCACUGCCACAGCGACCCCCUGCCGAAACCCAAAGGACAGCAGUCUGCGCAAGAAGAAAGCAGCCAACCUCAACAACAUCAUCCACAGGCUGGAGAAAGCGGCAAACCGCGACGAGCCUCACGAAUGGGAGUUCUGAGGCACCGCCAUGUUGUUGUUUUAUUCUCACCUUGUCCCUCACUGAGCUAACCCGGCCAAACCUGGUGCACACACAACACCGGUUAACCCAAGGGGUUUCGAUUUGCUGUUUAGAAGUGGGCUAUCAGAGACAAGAACAAGAAAAGGAAACAAGUUUUUAGUCUGUUUAUUUUGUGAAGCACUUAGCGGCCCUGCUGGCCACAGGGCUGUGACACCAUUGGCUAAUGGUGAAGACACAAAACUGAAAAGCACAGGAGAGGGAGCGUUCCCACUAAAUAUUCUCAAGACUGGUGACAGUCACAAAAAAAAACCCAACAACAAAUACACACUAUGAAAUCACAGUGUCUCUGUUUCUAAUAGAGACGUUCUCACCAACAAGCUGAAUAACUGUUACAAUAAUUUAUCAGUUCUCAAGGCUCUUGGGAGUUUCCUCUUUUGUAUCACGUACGCUUCGGCCGUCAGCAGAGACUAGUUCGAACCGGUUUCAAACCAAAAGCCAAGCAUUUAAAAGCAAGUGUUGGCUGAAGGAACACGGGUUCACCGUCCCACCUGCCUCUCCCUCCCUACCCCAGAGGAGGCCAUCCAAUGGCUAUGCAACUCUAGUACGCAAUGGAUUCCAGUGUAAUGGAACCCGCAUUAUUUUCACAGUUCGGAAGCUUCUCCGAUGUGAGAAGAAAAUCCUUUUUAUAGCAAUUAAGUUGCCAUCGAGAGAUUGCACAGUCAGUUGACUCUAAACAGCACUCCUUUUGAUUUUACACGCCAACGGCCUAAAAGAGAAAAAAAUCACGCGAAUGAAAAAUAAUCGUCGUAAAGAAUCCAUGAUCACGCAAAAAUUCAUACUGUUGUUGUAAGUUUGACACGAAUGGGAGACGGGAGUAAUUUCGUAACCCGAUAGCUAAGUGUCAAUUUUUAUCGUUAUUUAGGUCUCUUGUAAGGGUAGCGCUCGUUAAUUUUUUUCCAUAGCUUUAAUU